Cutaneotrichosporon oleaginosum is the source of this 6180-nucleotide messenger RNA. RefSeq lists its product as uncharacterized. Gene Ontology annotation, biological process: positive regulation of GTPase activity; regulation of small GTPase mediated signal transduction; negative regulation of TOR signaling. Gene Ontology annotation, cellular component: TSC1-TSC2 complex; cytoplasm; nucleus. The record is from RefSeq and is a predicted model, not a curated record. Lineage: Eukaryota; Fungi; Basidiomycota; Tremellomycetes; Trichosporonales; Trichosporonaceae. Gene Ontology annotation, molecular function: GTPase activator activity.
CAAUCUUCCAUCCUCCUCCCCUCCUCUCCCCGCCGACAUAUCAUGCGCGCGCGCUGCGCCUGACCGUCUCUCUUCAUACCUAGCUCCCCACUACCCGUCCACCAUCCCGCCCCCUCCGGCAGUCCGUACGGCCGCCGUCAUGGCCGAGCGCGGGCACCGCGGUGACCGCGACCCGCGCGACCAUACGCCAUCGGCGGCCAGAGAGUCUCCCACGUCCGCCUCCGCGGCCAGCGUCCAUCCUCUUGCGUUCCUGCCCAAUCUCUUUGGAAGGCGGAGCACAAGCCAUAAGACAAGGGCUGUUGCGCCGGGCGUCACACGCACGAGCAUCGAUGAGGGGAAUCCGUUGGGCUCACCUCCAGCGGGGAACGUCGCCCUUCCUUCCGUCUCCGCCGCAUCAGGCUCUGGGUCUGCUUCCAACAAUGCAGCUGUCAACGCUCUCGCCAGCGGUGGCGUCUUCCAUCUCGACACUGCCCUCGCACUCCUCGCCCCAGGAGCCACCAAGAGUACCGCUGAACUAGUCGAGAUCGUCAAGGCGACCAGUGUGUACCUGGCCAACGCCUUGCUCGAUCACUCGCCUUCCGACGCCACCGCACCCGGCUUAACAGAACUCGGGCUUAACCCUGGUGAUAUGCCCACGCUAUACGCACGCGCAAUGGAGCUUUCGGACCCAAAGCAGGACUACAGUCUACGCACCGCGGCCAUCCGUCUCCUCGCUGUCCUCCUCGGGGCCGCGCCGCCACGGGACUCCGUCCUCGAUGAGAACAUCUACGACCUGCCAACCUCUGUGUCCCGCCGCGCAAUCUAUCGGCUUAUCACGUCGUUCUCGGGCGGAACACCUGGGCACGCGGCGACGAAUCAGAUCUACGUCGAGGUCGGCGCGCUGAAGGCUCUGACACGUGAGGGAACGAUUGUGGAUGGCAUGGAGGGGAUCCUUGGCUGGAUGCUUAGGACGUUUACCAACCUCAUGCCCUACUGGGUCCAGUGGUGCUCGUCGACUGCCGACGCCCCUGAGACGGAGGGUAAGGACACCCCUUUCGGACCCAUAAAGAGCGCAUCGCCCGCCGUGGCCGCAGCGGCAAUGAUCGACCUCAUGGGCAGCAUUGUACAAAACCGUAUCGCACUCUUUGCGCCUGCCGAGCUCUCGCAGAUCGUCCGUCCCCUUAUCGAGUUCGUCUGGAAGGGCAUCCUUGUCGCUCCUCCCACCGCUACGUCCCCUGGUGUGCCCCUCUCAUCACCAACCGUCGGACACCGUCCCACACACCCCGCGACAGUAACGUCGAGCGCCGUGCCUCAGUCAACCCGCAAUCGGAUGGAAGUGCGUCGCACCACCAGUUUGACGGUCGGCCGGGUCGAGCCCUUCCCACCGGGCAGCCCUGGCGUAAAACCCCCAAAGUCGCCUGUACGCGCAGCCGCCUCUCGUCAGGUUAAAUGGAGCCGACCAUUCAAGAGUCUCUGCGCGCUGGUCUUCAUGCUUCUAGAGAACACGACUAUCAACGACGACCUCUUCGACGAAAUGUUUGAGCUUUUGUCCUUCGUGUUCGGCCAGGACGAGGCUGACGCGAUGAUGGACGCGGACAUGCAGCUCGGCGCCAACGACCUGGUUCGAACCAUGCUGAACACCAGCUCAGGGCGCCGUGGCGAGCUGGCACUUCGCAAGGCACUUGAGGGCAAGCUCGUACUCACACAGGCUGACGGGCGCCGCACACCUGACAUCGAACGUAAGGUCACACGUGGUGCGGUUAUCAUUGCGCGUAUGGCCGUGGAAGAUCGUGACUUCCGCGCCCAGUGUGGGCUCAGCUUCUCUAGCCUGUGCCCCUCGCUUAUCGCGGCCGAAAGCCCCGCUCGCUACCCCGGCAAGAAUGAUGUACGUGCCGUGGAGUGGGCCAAGUGGGCUCCGGUGGACAGUGAGAUCCUCAACUUCCUCGAUGCGCAUCUCUCCGCCCUGGAGGUCGCAACUGGCGCCAAUGAGCUUGCUGUCAACGAUGCUUGGACAGAGGGCGAGGCUGCCAGUGAGGUGCUUGACGCUCUCCGCCCGGUCGCAGAGGCUGGUGCUGGCAGCAUCCCUCGUACCCUACUCACUGGCGAAGGCACCCCCUUCGCGGCGCACUUCUCGAGUCUUGCUCACCGCAUCCCCGCCGCCAUGGGCCGCCUCAACUCGCUCCUGCACUCAUCCUCCCCGUCGUCCGCCGAAAGUCCAUCUACGCCCGCUCCCUUCUACCACCCCAAGUACAUCUCACUCCUGCUCGACCUCGGGCCCCACCUGGACGAGGACACGGCUGGCGUAGUUCUCGACUACUAUACCCGCGAGUGCCUGUGCCUGCCGUUCACAAGCGGUUGGAUUCAGAAUAUCUGGCAGCUCCUUGAGGCUUUCGGGCUGCACUACGACCUGCCGAUCGCAAGAGUCCGCGUUUCGCUCCUCCUAUACCACGACAUUUACGGAUACGUGCAGGAUCUACCGGAGCACCGUGCGAUUCUGGUUGAGCAGGUGCUCGUGCCGUACCUUUCCAAGUGGCUGCCGGAUGAGACCGACAAUCAGCUGCUGUGCGAAGCGCUGGACGUACUCGUUAAAGCGGCGGUCGCUGAGACGCAGGAGAAGGACGAGGACCGACGGCGCGCACGCGCUCUCAAGCGAGAGGCUGAACUGGACGCCGAGGACGCGAGCGCUCUCCCUUCGCAGGAGAUGGUCGAGUCGAUAUCGGGCGGCAGCUUUGACGCCAUCCGCUCGCUACUCACCAAGCUAGCCAUGACGAGUCCAUGCAAGGAAGGCGCAAGCCACCUCGCUUCACACGUCUCCGUCGGAACCGCUGGAAGCGGCGUCGUCUCGCCGACAUCAACAGAGGGCUUGACAAAGGAGGGCCGAGGAAGUCGUGAAGGACGGUCCAGAGAGCCUGGAGGCUUGCGCUCCCUUAUGCGCACACUGUCGCCCACCGGCGCGGGGUCUUCUGAGCGCACUUCACCGCCGCAGCAGAAUGUUGGCGCGCUAUUCGCUCAGGGUGACGAUUACUUUGCCGCCAACCCGGGGCGACCGCAGCACCUGAGCUGCAAGAGCUUGCACGCUGUUAAGGCGCUUAUCGCCAUCUUUACCCGACUGGCCUUCACGACACCUCUCGCCGGCUCACAGUCAUCUCUGCGGCCUGUCCGCACGCCCGCAAGCGCGCGCUGCCUUGAGAUCUACCGUGACCUCCUGCAUCUCCUGUACAGCAUCAAUGAUGGCGCUGGUCGCCUUCCUGCCAAGUGUCCGCGCGGGCGUCUGGUUGUGUUACAGUGGGCGAUGCGCCUCCGUGCAGACCGGAAACACCGCAUCCUCUUCCGGGCCGACCUAAACCGCUUCGUCAUGCCGUUUGCCGAGACGCUUUUCCGCACCAAGGAGACGGAGGAGGCUAUUAGGACGCAGCUCGAGGCUGAAGAGGCGAGAAAGCGCGCUCGGGCUGAGCGCUCUUCGGCAAGCCAGCAGCAGCGGGACGACGAACGCGGCCGCUCACGUGGCUCCGAGCUCUCGGCCGGCGCCCGUUCCCGCUCCCGCUCGAAGGCAGCUGCUGGGCUGCUCCGCGCUCCCGGUCCCGAGCGGCAGGAGUCGUACAACCCUCUUUGGGUGUUGCCGGAGCACGUUGACUUCGAGACGCCACCCGAUAACCACCCGUCAGAAGGGCUGCUCACAUACGAUCCCAACCACCCGAGUCUAAGGGUCAAGGACGCGCCGCUCGUUGAGGGUGCGUGGCUUCCUGUGUCCGAGUACGUUCGGGUACUCAACGGCAUUCUGCGAUGGGAGCAGGACUGGGAAUUGGUCAGCUAUGUGCUCUGCUACUUGCCCCAGCAGCUGGGCAACAAGCACUUCUUCCACGGCACACGCGCUGUCAGAGAGAUUAAAGGCUUGCUUCGCGUGCUGUGCGACGGCAUUCUUGAGUCGGACAGCCGGUGGGAGCGGCGCUAUAACAUCCCGUCCUUCAUCCGUCGACCCCACAUCAACAACAUGGCGUACCAGGGUCUUUCGAUUCUGGUGUCGUACAGGAGCGUUUUGAAUCGCACGGAAAGCGAGCGUCUCAUUGCUGCAUUUGUCAAUGGCCUGGAGGCCAACGCCCUCCUCGCGAAACCGUGCAUCCAGGCCCUCACAAUCUGCAUCUACGAGCUUGAGGGAUACGUCGCCAAGGCGCUACUGCAGAUUCUGCAGCGAGUGCAGCAGAUUCUCUCCAUCCCGAACGUCGCCGUGCACAUCCUCGAGUUCCUGGUGGCGCUAGGAAACAGCCCGCUGUACCGGAACUUCACGGAUGAGCAGUACCGCCAGGUCUUUGCGGCGGCGGUGGGCUACAUCGCCGAGCACAAUGCGCGCUCUGACACGUCUGACAAGGACUUCGCAGCCGCCAAUCGCGAAAGCUUCACCCUCAGUCAACACGUGAUUGGUCUCGCGUACCACGCCAUCUACUUGUGGUUCCUCAACAUUCGUGUCUCGCAACGCACACGACAUGUGUCUUACUUGAUCAAGGGUCUCUUGCACGCCAAGAGCCAGCGUGGUUCCAUUGAUGAGCGCACUGAAGUGUGCUUCGACUGGCUCGCCCGAUACACGUACGGCAAUGCCGAUCCGAAGCCAGCCCAAAGCUUCCUUUCCGAGGCCGUCAUGCUCAAGACCAACAAUCAGGAGACCGCGCCCAAGAGCAUCUCGUGGAUGCUCGGGGGUGCGAUCGUGACCGUCACCUCCCACCAGAGGAGUGGCUGGGCAACAAUCACAACUACGCGGCCCACAGGACAGACCAGCGUCAUCGCUAAGCUCGAGAAUGUACCACUCCUGGAGCUGGGCGAAGACAAUGCCGACUUGUCAACUCUGCCCGCGUUCCUGAUGGCCAACCGCGAGCUUCGGCGUGACAUUAACGACAUUCACACCACAGUGCAGACCAUUGAGGAGGAGCGCGACAAGGACGUCGAGGGGAACGCCGAGAAGAAGGAGGAGAGCAAGAGGGAGAAGAAGGAUGAGGUCGAUGACGAGAACAAAUACGACACCGCCACCGCCAAGGAGAACUUUGACCCUGCUGCCGUGGACAUCGUUACGGUCAAGCCACCGCCGCCGAAGGAAGAAGCGCGCGCAAACUUCGUGUGGAGCGGAGCCACGCCCUCCCAGCGGCGCAAGGAUGUGACGGUGGACCCAAGCUACCUCGCCCUUCAACUCUUGUCGAGCUACCCCAACAACGAUCUCCGCGUCCCUCGUGGAAUCCUCAUUCCGCCGACGCCGAAGCACGAGCGCGCACUGAGGGGAAUCAUCAACACCUCCGUGAUUAACACGUUCAAGAUCGCUGUGCUCUACGUAGGACCAGGGCAGACAAACGAGACCGAAAUCUUGGGAAACGUGGACGGAUCGCCCCUGUUCCUCGACUUCCUCGCUGGCCUGGGCCGCAUUAUCCGCCUCAAGGGCCAGGUCGACGUGUUCACGGGUGGCAUGGACCGCGAGAACGACACCGAUGGGCUGUAUGCGUACGCAUGGUGGGACGACCUUGCGCAAAUGAUCUUCCACGCGCCUACGCUCAUGCCCAAUCUGCCUCACUUCCCGGAGUUUACCAACAAGAAGCGUCUCGUCGGUAACGACUACGUCAAGAUCAUCUACAACGAGUCUGGUGCUGACUUCGCCUUCGACACCAUCAAGACGAGCUUCAACUUUGUGAACAUCGUUAUCUCCCCUUACGCUACGCGGGAUGCGGCGGACGCCGGAUCACUGCUUUCGUCUGGGGCUGGCGCAUCGAGCGGGCAGCAGGAAACGUUCGGGCCUCGGCGUGAUGAAUGGGGCGGCGACAGCGAGGACUUCUUCAAGGUCGUACUUCAGGUGCGCCCCGGCAUCCCCGACUUCUCGCCCAUCGGCGAAUACAAGCUGGUCUCGCGCCGUAAUCUGCCCACCCUGGUGCGCCAGAUUGCGCACCAGGGCAACUCGAUGGCGGUCCGCUUCCAGCACGUGCAGGGCGCGGUGGAUGCCGAAUCGGCCGAGUACAUUACCGACUGGCGCGCGCGGUAUCAGUCGAUGCAGCGGCUGCGUAAAAUGCUGCCAUCUGAAGAGGCACCCAAAGAUGCGCAGGAAAGCGAGGAGCUGCUGCGAGACUUCUCCCGCAACUUUACCCCUAUUGCUCCUUCCGAGUCGUAGAAUCAAAAUGUGGAAUAAUGCACAAGUAUCUUGUAUAGUUUACAGUGUGUGUGUGGAGGUAC